ACAUCAUCAAGCCAAACUUUUUUAAGUACAAAUCAAGCUUCUGUGCUAAAAUGAAAUUUUUCAUGUUCCUUGCCUUUACCAUCUUCCUCCAGGGAGCUCUUGGGGAAUUAUUAUGCGAGGAAUUGCCAGUUGGAUUGUGUUCAUUCUCAAUCGCGUCUUCUGGGAAGCGAUGCCUAUUAGAGACAUACUCAUCAAAUGAUGGAACUAUGGAGUUCCAGUGCAAGACAUCUGAAGUUGUUGCUAUUAAAUUGUACGAGUAUAUUGAGGCUGAUGAAUGCGUGAGUUCAUGUGGGGUCGAUCGAAAAUCAGUCGGGAUCUCAUCAGAUGCCCUUCUCGACUCUCAAUUCACUGCCAAACUAUGCUCACCUCAGUGUUACCAGAACUGUCCCAACAUUGUCGAUCUUUACUACAAUUUGGCUCUCGGAGAAGGAGCAUUUUUACCUGAUCUGUGCAAAUCUCAACGAACAUAUUCACUCCGUUCAAUGGCUCAGAUUCAAAGUUCUGGUGCAACACUUGGCCCUAUUUCUGCUGCCGCUAGUCCUAUGUCCGCUACUGCUCCUUCUCCAUCUUCACCUGUAGAUUGUGCUCCAGCUCCAAUAAAACAAAAGGAAGCAGUAGCUCAACAACGACAUGAGAUGAGAAAUUUCGAAAUUAAUGAAGAGAGCCCAACUACAGGGAAUUUCUCUGCCUUAGCACUCUUUAAAAUGAAUGGAUAA
Molecule: messenger RNA, 716 nt
Organism: Olea europaea var. sylvestris
Lineage: Eukaryota; Viridiplantae; Streptophyta; Magnoliopsida; Lamiales; Oleaceae
Exons: 4
Coding region: 51-716 (221 amino acids)
Source: RefSeq, a predicted model, not a curated record